Molecule: messenger RNA, 8714 nt
Organism: Mauremys mutica (yellowpond turtle)
Lineage: Eukaryota; Metazoa; Chordata; Testudines; Geoemydidae
Gene: CLASP1
Product: cytoplasmic linker associated protein 1
Exons: 39
Coding region: 717-5135 (1472 amino acids)
Biological process (GO): mitotic spindle assembly
Cellular component (GO): microtubule organizing center; cytoplasmic microtubule; spindle microtubule
Molecular function (GO): kinetochore binding; microtubule binding
Source: RefSeq, a predicted model, not a curated record
AAGACUUCCCCUCGCUCAACAUGGAGCUCCACGGGAGGUGUUUCCGGCCGCUCUAGCCUUCCCCGGAGCUCCAUGGUGAGAGGGGAAAGCCUGCAAGAGAGCGCCACCCUCGUGCGCGUGCGUCCUGCUUGUCGGGGCGUCUUCUCGAGGGCCAGACAGAAAUAGUGCGCAUGCGCGCUGGGCUUUCGCGCUUGCCUGUGAGUCCUUCCAGGAGGUGCUGAGUGCGCCUGCGCUCUGGGGGUUCCAUUCUUACCCAGCCCCAGCAGCAGCAGCACUGGGGUGGAGGAGGAGAGGAGCAGCAGCAGCAGCAGCAGCCAUGCACUGCAGUAGGAGCGGCGGGAAUUAAGCGGGAUCUGCUGCUCCCAUUCUACUGCAUGCACCCUCUGUAACGUACACCCCCCCAUCUGCUCUUCCAGCAGCUCCAGAAUGGACUGCUGAACUAGGAAAUAUUCCAGACCCAAUAAUACAACAUUGCUGCACCACUCGGAGCUUUAUCUAUUACUAGUUAUUUAAAUUGGACUUUUAAUAUCCUGCCAGCUGCUCUUCAGACACACAUGGUGCAUUGUUGCCAUUCCCAGAAUUGCAUCUUUGAAACCCAGGCCCUCAGUAACCUUCAUCGAACAAAGAGGCGACCUACAGGAUACAUUUAUAGUGGGGGUUUUCAGACCUACUGCCCUCUAGCUUUAUUCUCGCCGGUGCUGUAUUUCUAGCACACCAUGGAGCCCAGUAUGGAGUAUUGCUUAGCGCAGGUGCUUCAGAAAGACGUUGGAAAGAGACUUCAGGUUGGCCAAGAAUUGAUAGAUUAUUUCUCAGAUAAACAGAAGUCUGCUGAUCUUGAACAAGAUCAGACUAUGUUGGAUAAAAUGGUUGAUGGACUUGCCACAUCUUGGGUAAAUUCCAGCAAUUACAAGGUGGUUCUGCUGGGGAUGGACAUCCUGUCUGCACUAGUGUCACGGUUACAGGAUCGCUUUAAAGCUCAGAUAGGCACAGUGUUGCCAAGUUUACUUGACAGGCUGGGAGAUGCUAAAGACUCAGUGCGGGAGCAGGAUCAGGCUCUGCUGCUAAAAAUUAUGGAACAAGCUACUAAUCCUCAGUACGUGUGGGAUAGACUGUUGGGAGGAUUCAAACACAAGAAUUUCCGGACGAGAGAAGGGAUUUGCCUCUGCCUUAUUGCAACCCUCAACGUAUCCGGAGCUCAGAGUUUAACACUGAGUAAGAUUGUGCCACAUAUAUGUAACUUACUUGGAGAUCCAAACAGCCAGGUUCGAGAUGCAGCAAUAAACAGCCUAGUGGAAAUUUACAGACAUGUAGGGGAACGUGUAAGGGCAGAUCUCAGUAAAAAAGGAUUACCACAGUCUCGGUUGAAUGUAAUUUUUACAAAAUUCGAUGAGGUCCAAAAAUCUGGAAACAUGAUCCAGGGUGCAGGUGAUAAAAAUUUUGAUGAUGAAGACUCUGUGGACGGGAACAGACCUUCCUCGGCCAGUUCAUCUACAUCUUCAAAGGCCCCUCCAAACUCUCGCAGAGUUGGCAUGGGGACGGCUCGCAGACUUGGGUCUGCAGCUCUGGGCUCAAAGUCCACAGCAGCCAAAGAGGGAGCUGGUGCUGUUGAUGAGGAGGAUUUUAUUAAAGCGUUUGAAGACGUCCCAACAGUUCAGAUUUAUUCCAGCCGAGACCUUGAAGAAUCCAUAAACAAAAUUAGGGAAAUCCUAUCGGAUGAUAAGCAUGACUGGGAGCAGAGAGUAUCCGCACUGAAAAGGAUCCGAUCCUUACUAUUAGCUGGAGCUGCUGAGCACGAUAACUUCUUCCAACACUUACGCCUGCUGGAUGGAGCAUUUAAAUUAUCUGCUAAAGAUCUGCGGUCUCAGGUAGUGCGAGAGGCGUGUAUCACGUUGGGACAUUUAUCUUCAGUUUUGGGAAACAAGUUUGACCAUGGGGCAGAAGCCAUCAUGCCAACCAUCUUUAAUCUGAUUCCUAACAGUGCCAAAGUAAUGUCCACAUCUGGUGUCGUAGCUGUUAGAUUAAUCAUUCGACAUACGCACAUCCCUCGGCUAAUACCCAUCAUAACCAGUAACUGUACCUCCAAGUCUGUUGCAGUUAGAAGGCGCUGCUUUGAGUUUUUAGACUUGCUGUUACAGGAAUGGCAAACACACUCCCUAGAAAGACACAUCUCAGUAUUAGCGGAAACAAUAAAGAAGGGAAUCCACGAUGCGGACUCUGAAGCAAGGAUAGAGGCAAGAAAAUGUUAUUGGGGCUUCCACAAUCACUUCAGCAGAGAAGCAGAACACUUGUUUCACACGCUGGAAUCCUCCUAUCAGAAAGCCCUGCAGUCUCACUUGAAGAACUCAGAUAGCAUAGUGUCCCUGCCUCAGUCCGAUCGGUCGUCCUCCAGUUCCCAGGAGAGUCUCAACCGUCCAUUGUCUGCCAAAAGAAGUCCUACUGGGAGCACUACAUCCAGAGCCUCUACAGUGAGUACAAAAUCCGUGUCAACCCCAGGAUCUCUGCAGCGGUCUCGCAGUGACAUCGAUGUGAAUGCAGCAGCUAGUGCCAAGUCGAAAGUAACAUCUUCUGGAGCUUCCACCCCCUUCAGUUCUGCAGCAGCCCUGCCCCCAGGCUCGUACGCAUCACUAGAUGGUACUACCACUAAACCUGAGGGUCGGAUCCGUACAAGGAGGCAAAGCUCUGGAAGUGCCACAAGUGUUACCUCAACGCCUGCCGAUACCCGAGGCCGCAGCCGUGCUAAAGUAGUUUCACAGUCCCAGCCUGGCAGCCGGUCUAGUUCUCCUGGCAAGCUGUUGGGAAGUGCGUACGGCGGCCUGACCAGUGGAACAGCUAGAGUCCCACCAGUGCCAUCAUCCUCAGAAAAACGCAGCAAGAUCCCUCGAAGCCAGGGAUGCAGCCGAGAGACAAGCCCCAACAGAAUAGGACUAGACCGGUUUGGACUUGGACAGCCAGGCAGGAUGCCUGCUUCUGUGAAUGCCAUGCGAGUGCUGAGCUCAAGCACAGAUCUGGAGGCUGCUGUGGCUGAUGCACUGCUGUUAGGAGACUCCAGGAGCAAGAAAAAGCCAGUGAGAAGAAGAUAUGAGCCGUAUGGGAUGUAUUCUGAUGAUGAUGCUAAUAGCGAUGCAUCGAGUGCUUGCUCCGAGCGCUCAUAUGGUUCUAGGAAUGGAGGCAUUCCACACUACCUACGACAAACUGAAGAUGUGGCUGAGGUCCUAAACCACUGUGCCAGUUCCAACUGGUCGGAGAGAAAAGAAGGGCUCAUAGGCCUUCAGAAUUUAUUGAAGAGCCAGAGGACGCUGAGCCGAGUCGAAUUAAAACGGCUGUGUGAGAUCUUUACGCGCAUGUUUGCUGACCCUCACAGCAAGAGAGUUUUCAGCAUGUUUCUAGAAACGCUGGUAGAUUUCAUCAUCAUCCAUAAAGACGACUUGCAAGAUUGGCUGUUCGUUCUCCUGACACAGUUACUUAAGAAAAUGGGAGCAGACUUGCUAGGAUCUGUGCAGGCAAAAGUUCAGAAAGCUCUGGAUGUAACAAGGGAUUCUUUUCCGUUUGAUCAGCAGUUUAACAUUUUGAUGAGAUUUAUUGUAGAUCAGACCCAAACACCAAACCUCAAGGUAAAAGUUGCAAUCCUGAAGUACAUUGAGUCCCUGGCAAGACAGAUGGACCCAACAGACUUUGUGAACUCCAGUGAGACCAGACUUGCUGUAUCUAGAAUCAUAACUUGGACAACAGAACCAAAGAGCUCAGAUGUAAGAAAGGCAGCACAAAUAGUCCUGAUUUCACUGUUUGAACUGAACACUCCCGAGUUUACCAUGUUACUUGGUGCCUUGCCAAAAACAUUCCAAGACGGUGCUACCAAGCUCCUCCACAACCAUCUCAAGAACUCCAGUAACACUAGCGUGGGUUCUCCUAGCAAUACUAUUGGUCGGACUCCUUCACGGCACUCUAGCAGCAGGACCAGCCCCUUAACUUCCCCUACCAACUGUUCCCAUGGUGGACUGUCUCCAAGCAUGCUGGAUUAUGACACGGAGAACCUAAAUUCCGAUGAAAUCUACAGCUCUCUUCGUGGAGUCACAGAGGCAAUUGAAAAGUUUAGUUUUCGUAGUCAAGAGGAUCUGAAUGAACCAAUCAAGCGUGAUGGAAAGAAGGACUGUGACGUGUCACGAGAUGGUGGAAUAGCUGCACCUGCCAGCGAUGUACGUGGAAGCAGUGAUGUCAUGGAAGGAGGAAGGAUGGCUCUAGAUAACAAAACCUCUCUACUUAAUACUCAGCCUCCACGCGCCUUUUCAGGGCCCCGAGCCCGAGAUUAUAAUCCCUACCCUUAUUCGGACACAAUCAACACCUACGACAAGACUGCCUUGAAAGAGGCUGUGUUUGAUGAUGAUAUGGAUCAGCUUCGAGAUGAAGUAUCCAUUGAUCAUUCUGAUUUGGUAGCUGAUCUUCUGAAAGAACUGUCCAACCACAACGAACGGGUGGAAGAACGGAAAGGAGCCCUGCUCGAGCUAUUGAAGAUCACGCGAGAAGAUAACCUGGGAGUUUGGGAGGAACAUUUCAAAACCAUUUUGCUCCUGCUGCUAGAAACACUUGGAGACAAAGAUCAUUCAAUAAGAGCGCUGGCAUUAAGAGUAUUGCGGGAGAUCCUAAGAAAUCAGCCAGCAAGAUUUAAAAACUACGCAGAGCUAACCAUCAUGAAAACACUGGAAGCACAUAAGGAUUCCCACAAAGAGGUUGUCAGAGCUGCUGAGGAAGCUGCUUCCACCCUGGCCAGUUCCAUACACCCUGAGCAGUGCAUCAAAGUGCUCUGCCCCAUCAUUCAAACUGCUGACUACCCGAUUAAUCUAGCUGCCAUCAAAAUGCAGACAAAAGUCAUUGAAAGGAUUUCAAAAGAAUCUUUACAUCAGCUCCUUCCUGAUAUCAUCCCUGGAUUGUUACAGGGGUAUGAUAAUACAGAGAGCAGCGUUCGCAAAGCCAGCGUGUUUUGCCUAGUGGCAAUUUAUUCAGUAAUUGGAGAAGAACUGAAACCUCACCUCGCACAGCUCACAGGAAGCAAGAUGAAGCUACUAAACUUGUACAUAAAGAGGGCCCAGACCACCAAUAGUAACAGCAGCUCAUCUUCAGAUGUUUCAACGCACAGUUAAUGGAGAUAUCUGGACAUGUGUGUAGACUUAGAAGCAAUCAGCGGUGCCUCUCAGAGACCUUUCUGCUACCCUUUCUUCAUUGGCACGUCCCAUCAACUAAAGGAGGCCACGCAGAUAUUUAUUGCAAUCAGUAUUUUAGUCCUUUAAAGCUUUUAUGUAGACUCUUAUUGGUACUGAAUGUAAAGGAAGCAAGGCCUGUGUUUCAGUCCUCAUUUAAGAAAAAACAACAGCAGAAAGCCAUACUUAAACAUAUUGGUAUAGCCAGCUGAAAUCUUUACCAUAUGUUUAGGUUGCAGUGUUUCAGAACUGAGUCCAAUAACAUGUUCAUGCUUAAAAGCGAAGUGAGUCCUUUUUUUAGUUAAUUUGACACACAGUUUUGUUUUUUAACGUGUUAAUUUCCUGCUGUGUAAGCAAUUUUUCCUUCUGGGUGUAACCCAUUUUGGCUAGACCCCUCACCUCACAAGUGCAGUGGUGUGUCCUCGUUCUAUAACUCUGAUCUGAAACUUGCCUAAACUGCAAGAUCUUGAUGAUGAAAUCUUUGCAAAUAUUGCCAUGCUCCUGGCUUUUAACGCUUUAAGACAGAUCGGUACCUUUAUUGAGUAAUAAAAAAAAUCCAAGUUUUAUAGAUAAAGCUCCAGAUUUCCAUAUGAGCUAAGAAUUUCUCUGCAGCUUUUCCCCACCCGCCAGUAUCGUCUAACAAGAGCAGCCUGGAUCUCCCGACUGUAAUGAACAGGGUUAACAUCAGCCCUGCCUUCCACCUUCUUCCGUUGCUCAGAAGACCCUGGGGGUUAUUUUUAAAGGCAGGAUAGUGGGUUUGUCAUCAGGAAAUGUAAAGGGGAACUCUUAAACCGUACAAAAUAUUCCUGUACAUUUAAAUUUACAGCUAUGGGGCUUGACCCUAUUGUUUAAUAAGACAAUGCCCCACCUCUCCUGCACACCCGCACAUAACCUUGUGCCCAAAAAGCCUGCAGUGUAGUUAACCAGCAUUUUAACCUCUCCCUUGCCGACAGAACUAGAGUACAAUCCUGCAAGGCACUUAGCACCUCUGGACAGGUGUUGAGUGCCCUCAGCUGCCAUUGGCUUCAGUGGAGAUGGGGUCGCUCAGCCCAUGCAGGAUCGGGCCCCUGUAAUAGGCAAGGCUGGCGGAAUUCUUUAAUGGACUGAUCAGCACGGGGAAAACUUAGAACCAACCCAGCCCCAGUGAAAUAUACCAGCAGAGGGGCCCCCCCGGGCUCUGCGCAUCCCCUGCAGAGCGGCCUGGUGUCCCACCCAGGGAAGGCUGAUGCCAUGUCGACUCAACCCCCCCCCCCAUCAGUAUGUUGAAAGACCUGAUCCUGAGAGGUGCUGAGUGGCCUUCCUCUCCCAUUGAAAUCAAUAAUAGUUGAGGCUGUCUCGGGACCCAGCAGAAUCGGGCCCCAAAGCAGCAAGUUUCUCAGCCUCUUUCAUCCCUUGUGUGACAAAGUGGAAGGGACGAUCCGGCUCUUGUUUUUUUCAGGAUGGGCCCGAUCUUAUGCUGGCUGCAGGAUCAGGCCAUUUGUCUGCUGCUCUUCCUGCAUAUAACACCAUCAUAAGAGAGAUCUUUACUAGCCUGUAUUGUGGUGUUUCCCCAAAGACUCACCGCAGACUCAAAAAUGCCUUCAUUGGAGGGAGGCUGUUAUAACCUGCGCUAGCCAAUAAAAUCCAGUCUCCCUUCGCGGGGACCAUUCACUUUCACCCCUUGUCGAGACGCUAGAGGUUUUCUUCUUCAUUUUUUAAAUCUUGUUGUGGAUGAUUUGAAUGAUUUUAGUUUAACGUGAAUUAAUUUUCCCUUUUGAGGAAAUAUUCAAUCAAUAUGUUGGCAGCAAUCAGCUGUCCCGUUUGACUUUUUAGGGUGUUUUAUUUUUAAACUGCUUUCCUAACAGUCAGUAUUUUAAGUCUCUUUUCCCAUCUCAGUUCAGCAUCUUCUGGGGGUCCAAACCCCGGAAGUAGAAUGCAAAGUCUGCGUAAGUGACUGUGUUGUGUGCUUAGUCCUUCCAGCUGUCUGACCCAUCUUGUUCCAUCCCGGUUUGCUGUUUGUUUGUUUGAAUGGCACACUGUAGCGGAUCUAUGGGAAUUGAAUUCCUUAUGAAAUGAUUUUAUAUAUUUUAUAAAAUACUGUUAGUAUGCACUGAGUGAAUGCACUGUAACGUCCAUGAACUGACCUACCGCAUAUGCUGACACUACAGUACGAAUUAACAACUCGUCUCUUAGAAAUACAUGUGAAAUAUGUUGCUGCUGCUGCUUUGAGACUUCAGUGAUGAGCUUGUAUUUCCAGAUGUUAUUAGCAUAAUUGGGGCUGCAAAUCACAGAACCAGGCCUUACUUUCUUAAUCAGAUACUGUUUUGUUUAUCGACAGAUGCUCAUUAAUGUGAUACUUUGUUUCAUUACACGAGUCAAUCAAGGACAGUUCAGCCUUUGAGUACUCUAGAUGUCUGUUACACCUGUAUACAGUAGGAGGCAUUCUGCUUCGAUUAUUUAUAAAGUCAUUUGCGUAUAAUGUACAUAGUAAGGUUGGUUUAGAGUUUUGAACAUGACCGGAUUUUCCUUUGAAGUGCUCAAAGGGCUAGCUCUGAAUGUCACUUGUAUGAUCUCCAGUGUUCUGCAUUCUGAAAGCUGUUCAAUCAGAUUUUCUUUCGCAAGCAUAAAGGUCUCUCUGGCUACAAAUCUGACAGUGUCCGGGGACAUUUGCAGAGAAGGAUCUGCAUGUUGGUGAGACAUCAGUGAGGCAGGUGUUAAUGUUUUCCCAGCAGUAGCCACCUACAACAGCUGCCUUUUUCUUGCUGCCCAUUAUACAGGGCUUCAGUUUUUGGUAUCUUACAAGAAAAACGUUUCUUUGAUUUGCCCACCAUGCUUAUAAAGUCUGACUGUGAGGAACUGUGAAAAUACCAGCACCCUUUGGCUGUGGGGUUGCUUAAAUCUCAGACAAGGAUGGCCCUUCUGUCAUUGGCUGUACCAGUGCUCCAUGGGCAUGAGCAAAUCAAUUGAUACAUCCCCCUCACAGAUUUAAGUACUGUAGUUCUCUCAUGUAGUGCAGAAUUAUUGAGGCAUGUGGCUUUCUUAAGGUACACUAUGUGUGCUUGCCUGGAUUACAAUACAAGACAAGACUUCUUUUCUAUUGCUUAUUACUAGCUUACCAAUAACCCGUAUAAGUAACGUAACUCGCAUCUUUGUCAUCUAAAUCUUUUCCCCCGCCUCAUCCCUUUAUUUAUCAAGCAUAAUAUGACAUAUUAAGGGACAGAAAAUAAAACUUUGUAGAAUACAGCAGGACUUUGCUAACAAUAAUGUUUUAAAUGGGAAGUAAAAACUGCUCUGAAAAAUGUCAGCCAUAAGAAAUGAUUUUGUUGGCACAGUGUUCAUGCGCAUGUUUUGGGUUUUUUUUCUUUUUUUCCUUCUUUUUUUGGCUUUUGUCAUGUUACAUCCAUAUCUGUAUUUAUAUCUUAUUUGUUUAACUUUUGAGUGUAUCAUGGCAAAUGUACAGAUGUUUUUUUGUUAACAUUUAUGUGAUAGAAUUUGCUAAAAAAAAAUAAAAUAAAACCUUUUGCGUUUGCCCUAGAAUAAAUG